Messenger RNA from Prorocentrum cordatum, 563 nucleotides. Lineage: Eukaryota; Dinophyceae; Prorocentrales; Prorocentraceae. The record is from the annotation of a GenBank genome assembly.
AUGGAGAGGGACGAGAAGGCAGAGGAGUGUAAGCUCGGGGAGGUGCAUGAUCUGCUUUGUCGUGCCAGCGCGUUUGCGAUGCCUCAUUCACAGUGGUUCCACGCGUCCUUGCCGAUGUUCUCUGCGGGGUCGUGCUGUGUCUCGUUCCCCCGUGCACACGUCCUCGCAGCACAGCUCCCGAUCGUGCCCUUGCUCACGCACGUUGAUAUCAUUUGCUCGUGCCCGCAGCCACAUCGGCAGGAGGGGCCCGACGCGGAAGAGAAGGAGUUGGAUACGCAGAUCGAAGAGCUCAUCGCAGCAACCCCGCCAAAAGCCACGCUCACGGAGGAGGAGAAAAAGCUGUUCUUCAGGAAGCCGAAGAACCCGGACCUGUCGCCGAUGCUGUUGAGCACGUCCUUCGCCAGCUUCACGAUCCCCGACAAGGAGGAGGGCCUCGCGGAGGUGAAGUACGAGUGGUACAAGGCCGCUAAGGCUUCGUCGUUCCUGAAGGAGUGGGUCUCCAGCAAGAAGCUCACCGUUCGCGUAGAGGACCUGCAGCCGGGGGAGUGGUUCGCCAAGCAGUG